AUGAACGCGGCCGGAACCAAGUUAAAACUUCAGGAAUCGAAUGGAAUGGACAUAAAAACAGUCGAAAUAGGAGCAGGAUGUCGAAACGCAGACGACAACCAUGAUGUCGCAUUGGACGUUACUGUUAGCAACGUGAGUGCAACAAACAAUGGGGAAUAUGCAUCUGGUUCCAAUGACUCAACGGGACCGGAAGAGGUUAGGGAGACGUGGUCAGGGCAUUUUGAGUUUCUCCUCUCUGUGGUGGGUUACACAGUCGGGCUGGGUAACAUUUGGAGGUUCCCGUACUUUGUAAAGCGUAAUGGUGGAGGUGUGGCCCUGAUUCCUUUCCUGAUAUUUUUGGUCACGUGUGGAGGACCUCUAUACUACAUAGAGGUUUGCCUAGCCCAGUUCUCUGGGAAAUCACCCAUUAAAGUCUGGGAUAUAUGUCCGUUAUUCAGAGGAAUUGGAUUUGUGAUGGUUGGAUUAUCAUUUAUGUUCGCCUGGUACUUCGGGGCGUGUUUUUCCUGGAUCAUCUACUACCUCAUUCACUCCUUCCAUCCUAGUCUUGCUUGGGCCUCUUGUGGUCAGCCUUGGAACACGAAGUUUUGCAUAGACGCAUCAACGAAUUUGACGGAAAAGAAGUUGCAGCUGGCAUCAAACAUAUCUGAUAUAUUUGAAUUUUCUACUUCGGCCACAGAAUUUUGGGAGAACAAUGUUUUGGCCAAGUCGCGUGGUAUAAACGACCUGGGAUCUGUACAGUUGCAUCUGCUCGGUUGCAUGGCGCUCGGAUGGCUUCUUGUGUUUCUCUGCCUAUGGAAAGGUGUCAAGUCACUUGGAAAAGUUGUGUACGUGACGGCGACAUUGCCCUACGUAUUGCUGACUGUGCUCCUGAUUCGCGGCGUCACUUUGGACGGUGCGGUUGACGGAAUAAAGCACUACAUUUAUCCAGACUUUAGCAAACUAUUGAAAAGACAGAUAUGGAUCGAGGCUGCGGUGCAGUGCUUCUAUUCGCUGGGACCGGCAUGGGGAGGAGUCAUCACUAUGGCUAGCUUCAACAAAUUCAGCCAUAACGCAUUCAGGGAUACGAUGAUCGUGUGUUUUGCGGACGGGUUUACGGGAUUUUUUGGUGGACUGGUUGUUUUUUCAGUUCUUGGGUUCCUUGCUAAGGAAACCGGCGUCUCAAUUGACGAUCUUCCAUUUUCAGGUGCCUCUCUGGCGUUUAUUGCCUACCCGGAAGCACUGAGCAGACUUCCAUUACCAAACCUCUGGGCAGUCCUCUUCUUCAUUACCCUCAUUUUAGUUGGCAUCGACACAACGUUUGGGACGUUUGAAACAGUGACAAAUGCGAUCAUUGACUAUGAUUUCCGUCGGCUCCACCGAUAUCGCUUCCACAUCACCUCUCUGCUUACCGUCCUGAUGAUUGUCGGCAGCAUCCCACUGUGCACAUCGGGAGGAUACUACAUCUUUAUGUUGACCGACUGGUAUAUCGCAACCUUCAACAUUGUGUUCGUUGCCCUGUUGGAGACGAUCAUAAUUUCUUGGAUAUACGGUGCAAACCGUUUCAGCGAAGACAUAGAGAUGAUGACAGGCAACCGCCCGCCUUUGUUAGUCCGAAUAUUCUGGUCCGUAAUUAUACCCAUAUUCAUAUCCACCAUUCUUAUCACCUCGGCAAUCAACUUCGGCGAGCCGUCGUUCGGCAAGGGAGGAUACCAGUACCCGGACUAUGCUGUUGUGCUGGGUGACGUGCUCGCCUUCGCUCCGCUGAUCAGCAUAUUUGCUGUUGCAGCUAUUUUGGUGGCUAUUAAAGGCACGGGAACAAUAACACAGAGAAUCUGCCAGCUAACACGACCUUCUAAAGGAUGGCGCCCAAACGACGAGAAAGCCGAGCAGAUAUUCAACAGCAAGUCCUAUACGUACCGCGAAACACUUCUAGAAAGAAUCAUAUACGAUGUGUUAGGGUGGCGGUCCAGCUCUUAG
Mya arenaria is the source of this 1956-nucleotide messenger RNA. Its product is annotated as sodium-dependent dopamine transporter-like. Gene Ontology annotation, biological process: sodium ion transmembrane transport. Bases 1 to 1956 code for a protein of 651 amino acids. Lineage: Eukaryota; Metazoa; Mollusca; Bivalvia; Myida; Myidae. The transcript is spliced from 14 exons. The record is from RefSeq and is a predicted model, not a curated record. Gene Ontology annotation, cellular component: membrane.